Molecule: messenger RNA, 621 nt
Organism: Stomoxys calcitrans (stable fly)
Lineage: Eukaryota; Metazoa; Arthropoda; Insecta; Diptera; Muscidae
Gene: RpS23
Product: small ribosomal subunit protein uS12
Exons: 3
Coding region: 102-533 (143 amino acids)
Biological process (GO): translation
Cellular component (GO): ribosome; cytosolic small ribosomal subunit
Molecular function (GO): structural constituent of ribosome
Source: RefSeq, a predicted model, not a curated record
UCAUUUGUGUAUGCAUAAACAACUCUGAGAGCGAGAUGGGUAAUUUUUUUGCUCUAUCUCGUUCUUUUAUUUCCGCCAUUGCUUGAGAAAGUUUGGAAAUUAUGGGAAAACCAAGAGGUCUCCGCACAGCUAGAAAGCACGUCAACCAUCGUCGUGACCAACGUUGGGCUGACAAAGACUACAAAAAGGCUCAUUUGGGUACAAGAUGGAAGGCCAAUCCCUUCGGUGGUGCUUCCCAUGCCAAGGGCAUUGUACUUGAAAAAGUUGGUGUUGAAGCCAAACAGCCUAACUCUGCCAUUCGUAAGUGCGUGAGAGUUCAACUCAUCAAGAACGGCAAAAAGAUCACUGCUUUUGUACCUCGUGACGGUAGCUUGAAUUACAUUGAAGAAAACGACGAAGUCUUGGUUGCCGGUUUCGGUCGUAAAGGUCACGCCGUCGGUGAUAUUCCCGGUGUCCGUUUCAAGGUUGUCAAAGUCGCCAACGUCUCCCUCUUGGCUUUGUACAAGGAGAAGAAGGAACGCCCAAGAUCUUAAGCGUGUUACAAAUAUUUGUAUAACAAAAACCAAUUCCCAAAUAGAAAAAAGAAUGUUUUAAUUCUGGAAACAUUGCAAAACAAAGCUA